CACUGCUUUUCAUCCAAUGGGAACGAAAAGUAGCCCUAGUAUGAGAAUGCAACAAAACUGCAUUUUCGCAAAACCGCUCUACUGUUUCGCCCUUUUAUUACAGGCCAAUUAAAGUACCCGUGAUGCAAUAGCAGAGUCGUUGUGUGACCUCAACAUAACAAUUGAGGCUUGAGCUCUGCAACCGAUUCACUGGUUGCAAUUCUGUUUCAACAAACUAACAAGGCUCACUAAAAAAACUGGUACUUUACGUAUUUACGAUUAUCUAUCAUGUUGUUCGUUGUUAUCUUGCUCUUUACUUUUUGUUAUCCGUCCAAUGGAGCGAAAAUACUCGGUGUGCUGGUAUCAGAAUUCAAGAGUCACUACUUAAACAUUAGGAAUGUGGCCGAUGAAUUGGCAUCGCGGGGUCAUGAGGUCUCUAUAGUUGUUCCAUCUGUCCUGCCGUUUACUCCAUCACCCUCGUUUAGGCAUUCUACUUAUAAAUUUCCUUUCGGCAAGGAUCACUUGGUAAACACUUUUGUUCCGAAAUCGCAUAAUCUAUCUUUUUUCGAGGGUGCAGAAGACAACGAAAAGUGGAUGGACUACUUUUUCAUUUCAUGUAGAGCUCUGCUGAGUCACGUUCAACAGCACAAGGAUGAACUAAAGAAGUUUGACUUGAUGUUUUGUGAUUCACCUCCAGAAUGCGGCGCUGUCGUCUCUGAAAUCCUUCGACUGCCGAGGAUUGACAUCAAACCUGCAGGUUUUGGGAUGAGAUUUAAUCUAGCUCUAAGUGUGGUUUCUUAUAUCCCGUGGAUAUUUUCAUCUAACAGUAAUCAAAUGAACUUUUUCGAGCGGGUUGAAAACUUGUUUUAUCACACACUGAUUUCAGCCUCAUCUUGGAGCUAUUACGCGCGCUACGACGGACUCACGGUAGAAUUCGGCGAAGGAGGCGAAAGAUCUUUCCAGGAAGCAAUUAAUAUGGCGGAGAUGACCAUCAUCAUGGGUCACUUUGCUCUGGAAUAUCCUCAGCCAAUUUUGCCAGCCACAAAAUUAGUGGGACCAUUGACAAUCAAACCCACAAAUCCACUUCCUAAGGACCUGGAGCAGUUUAUCGACGGAGCAGGAGAUAAAGGCAUAAUCCUGUUUGCAUUAGGAACACUCGGGGACGUAGUAUUGAAGAAACACCAGGUAGACAUGUUGGCCGAAGCCUUUGGGAGACUGGAGCAGAGAAUCAUAUGGAGAUUGAAGGGUAAGUUUAUAAAUGUGAUCACUGCAUUGCAGCCUAACUCCCUCUCUUCCCUCUUUUUGUAAACUUACAACACCCUCUACCAUACAAAAUUCAAUCUCCUUAUACCCACUGACUUCAGUGAUGACUUGAGAGCCCAUUAAUUUGAGGAUUCUGAUACAUAACAUCAUUAGAGCCACAAAGGUCGCCAGAGAAUGUACUGCCUUUAUAUAUAAAUAUGUUUUGUAUACACCAAUGUGAUAACGCUGCCCCCAAAAUGAUCAAAGAUUUUGUCAAACUAGGCAAGCAUUUUCUGGUACAUAAAACGUCACUUGCUGAUUUGCAUAAGACACGAAAGGAAUUGGACAGUGCUUGUCACCGAAGCAGAAUUUCCAGCAGUCUAGAAUUUUCCACCCCUCCA
Molecule: messenger RNA, 1622 nt
Organism: Orbicella faveolata
Lineage: Eukaryota; Metazoa; Cnidaria; Anthozoa; Scleractinia; Merulinidae
Product: UDP-glucuronosyltransferase 2B17-like
Molecular function (GO): UDP-glycosyltransferase activity
Source: RefSeq, a predicted model, not a curated record